AACCUGACAUGCGAGACAAGUUUACAACUCUAUACACGUGCGGGUGGUACAUCAGGGCUCGUGGUGGCAUCCUACGCAGAGCAAGGAAAGAAGAGAGUUUGUUACCUGAGUGCAUACAUCGUUUGAGCCUACACUGUCUGGAAGCACCUUAUUGUGGCUGUUCUCUGUCAUUUUGGGCGUCGUCUUUCUCACCUGUGUGCAGCAGGUAUCAUUAGGCUUUUUUGUUUCUUUUCGUCUUCUUUUUUGGAGGAGACAGAGGUGUUAUCUACAGCAGCACACUGUGGACGAAGACUCACUCCUCGCUUUUUUUCAUGGAAAGAAGACUCUAUAAUGGGUGCCUAGCAUGGCUGUGGCUCCUGAACCGACGACCCAGGGACCGGUAUGGCUUUUAGCCGCAUCAGUAAACUGGACCCCCCGUCCCGAGGCAUCUUCAGGAAAGCGGCGGUCAUGCUGUGCUCCCUCCUCACCUCUCUCUUCCUCCUGCACUGCCUCGCCGACCGCUGCAGCACCACCACCUCGCCCUCACCGGUCAAAGCGUCCUCCAGCCGGGCUACGGGGCUCUUCGAGGACUUGAGGUCGCUGAGGACUAAAAGACUUGCGUACGAAUGGACCGCCGGGUCGGAGCUGAUGGGCUAUACGCCUCCGGAUAUAGUUGCUUCCAGGAAAGUAUCGCCGAGGUUCGCAGGUAAACUCAGUCCGCUCGGGGAGGGGAGAAAGAAGCUGCCCCAGGCUCUCAUCAUCGGGGUGAAGAAAGGAGGGACCCGGGCUCUGCUGGAGUUUCUCCGGGUUCAUCCAGACAUCAGAGCCGUGGGAGCGGAGCCGCACUUCUUCGACCGCAACUAUGAGAACGGACUGGAGUGGUACAGAGAGCUGAUGCCCAAGACCCUGGAGGGCCAGAUCACCAUGGAGAAAACCCCCAGCUACUUUGUGACCAGAGAGGCUCCAGCCAGAAUAUCCGCCAUGUCCCGGGACACCAAGGUGAUCGUGGUGGUGAGGGACCCCGUCACCAGGGCUAUCUCGGACUACACACAGACUCUGUCCAAGAAGCCUGACAUCCCCUCUUUCGAGAGCCUCACCUUCAAAAACAGGACUACUGGUCUCAUCGACACCUCAUGGAGCGCCAUCCAGAUCGGCAUCUACGCCAAGCACCUGGACAACUGGCUGCAGUACUUCCCCAUGAAGCAGAUCCUGUUUGUGAGCGGCGAGCGGCUGAUCAGCGACCCGGCCGGAGAGCUGGGCCGCGUGCAGGACUUCCUGGGGCUCAAGAGGAUCAUCACAGACAAACACUUUUACUUCAACCAGACCAAGGGUUUCCCGUGCCUCAAGAAGGCAGAGGGCAGCAGCAAGCCCCACUGCCUGGGCAAAACCAAAGGGCGGACCCAUCCCAACAUUGACCCUGAGGUGGUGCAGAGGCUACGGGACUUCUACAGGCCCUUCAACAUGAAGUUCUACCAGAUGACUGGGCGUUUUUUUGGCUGGGAUGACUGAAUGUGUUUUUCUCUGAGAGAGAAAUACUGCAACGGACUAUUAGGAUCACUCUACGGGGGUGAUUAGGUCGUAAUAUUUCAGGAACGGUCGUAAUGUUACAGAAAAAAGGUCUAACAUUACAAAAAAUAUACAAUUUUAAAAGAGUCAAGUAGAAUAUUUUGUGAAUAACCCUAUAAUCUGUUGAACUAAUAAGGUUUUUGCAAGCAAAUACCUUUUAUAGUAUUUUUGGAGAGUCAGGCAAUGCUAAAACAUGCACAUUUAGUCUAAUCUAAUUAUGACAUUUUGGUUGUUAUACUCUCGAAAACAUGACCUCUCUGAAUAAAAGUUCUAACUUCAUUUUUUUCUCAUAAAUAUACGACUUCAUGUAUCGUGACUUUUUUGGAAUCACAGUGAGAUUUGAUUCUGUUAAAAGUAUGACUUUUCUCCUAAUACAGUAUAUAUAUAAAUAUAUAUAACAAAUAAAAAGAAUUGGUAAUAUAACAACCAAAAUGUUACAGGACAAGUCUUUUUUUGCCAAAAUACAUUGACUCAAAAUAUUGUGUUUUUAUUCCUGAAAUAUUAUAACUUUUUUACUGAAAAUAUAAUUACUUUUAAUUUUUUUCGAAACAGUGUUCCCCGUACUCCGUCCUCAGCACUAACCCUGAUCAAUAUGUGGCUGUUCCGGGAGAGAAAGAGGCCCAAUCUCCUCUCAGUGGCACCCCAGAUAUGCAAUAUUUCACUGUUACAUUUUCCAUCUUAAUCCACAAUCAUACAGAUAUUUUCUUUCUGAAAACACAUUGAGUCGUUGGAAGGAUUUGCGUCAUAUCUCCCUGCACUAUCUGAAGUUUUUUUUUUUUUUUUUUUCCAGUGUGAAGUCCUUGGCUGUGACACAGAAAUAAUGUACAGUAUGCAGUGCUUCUUUAAGAAGAUGGGUGAAAUCACAUUGUGUCCAGGGGCUUUCAAUAAAAGCAGUUACCGAGUGAUUUAAUGCCAUAUUUUAAACACAUAUAGCUGCUUUCAAAUGUUAACAGUUUUCUAGCAAAAAGAAUAAAGAUAAACAUAUAUGUAUUUUUGAAAUGUAUUUAUUCAAGCAGUAUGUAUGUAUU
Molecule: messenger RNA, 2573 nt
Organism: Perca flavescens (yellow perch)
Lineage: Eukaryota; Metazoa; Chordata; Actinopteri; Perciformes; Percidae
Product: heparan sulfate glucosamine 3-O-sulfotransferase 3A1
Exons: 2
Coding region: 382-1488 (368 amino acids)
Molecular function (GO): [heparan sulfate]-glucosamine 3-sulfotransferase activity
Source: RefSeq, a predicted model, not a curated record